CCCCCCUCCGGGCUAAGAUCAGUGCUGUGAGUACCUUCAAGAACCUGUGAUCUGGACUUUGGUGUUUGGGAUUUUGCGUUUGUCACGGCGAGAUCGUUGUGGUUUCGUUUGACCUCAUUCAUGGAUGCAUAGCUUACGUGAUGGCGCUACUGACCGCAAUGGAUCCUGGAGGUCGUCGGCUGCACCAUCUAUCGGUCUCGGAACCUAGAGCUUACCUCUCUACCACCCCGCGCUUUCCCCUUCCAUUGACCCAACACUACACAUACUACCGCCAAGAUGGAUGUUGAAAUGGGUGAUGUCGCAUAUGACAUCGACAUCGAUGUUGGUUCAGGCGUACAAACAAGCGUGCAGCCCCAGCAGCAACAGCCAGAACCACCUACACAAGGCGACUCGGUACCGGCAGCAUAUUUCGAAGACCUCCAGCCGCAAAAGCCGUGGCCCGAAUAUUUGAAUCUGCAGGGCGUGAGCGAUUUCGAUCCCAACGACCCCCUCUACUACGCUAUGGAGGUACUCGGCACAGAACCGCGCGUCAAGCAACUUCGCUGGGUCAACGACUCGUCGGUGAACCUCGAGUUCUAUAGCGCUGAAGAUGCUGCCAUCGCGCUGAUCGCCUUUACACACCCCGAUACCAACCCAAACUCAAUUGCUGCGCAAACAUCACGACCGGCGAAGCCCUACUCGAAGAAACCAGACAGCGCGUUGACGAUACGAGAGACGAACGCUGGCGACCAGAAACCCAAGGGCGCCGCCAACCGUAGCAACUACUACCAGCGCAACCCAGAGGUAAGAGGGAACAACCAGAGGGAGCCGCGGCGUCGUCAGCCGCCGAAAAGGGACGUUCUUGACUACGGCGACGAGGAUCAGGACUCGAGGACCAGGAGAAGAAGAAGCCGCAGUGGAGACAUGUCAAUGGACGAAGAUUCUGGUGUUGAGAGGCGGAGGAACAACUACCCUCGCAACGACCGAAACGGGCGCGACCGCCGCGACGGGCGAGACAGAAAACCAAGGGAUUCCGGCAGGCUCAAUGCCGACGUCGACUCCUACAGACCUGGCGGUGAUAGUGAAUCCCGGCAUGGCCGCCUCCGAGGCCGCAGUGCCUCUCCUACUUCAGGCGACGAAGGCGACGGUCGAUUCGGCUUCGCAGAAGACAGCAGUAACGUGCGCGCGCGCUACCGCAGCCGAAGCCGAAGUCGGAACACACGGCGCCGCCGCGAACCCAGCGCCGAACGAUGGACCCACGACCGUGCAAACUACGGAGAACGAGGCGUGAAGUCGGAAGCUGGUCGCUGGCAGAAAGACAUGUCCUACGUCGACACAUCGCCUAUGGGCAACCACCGCCGCUCAGACGCUGGUUCUGGUGGCUCCCUGCUGUCCCGCAUGACUAAGGACGGCAGACCUGUCAACUCGCUAGCUAGCAGGAUUACGCGCGACAACGAUGAUGAGCCGAGGUCGCGGUCGCUGGCAAGUCGCAUCACACGCAACGGGGAGGACGACGGGUAUGGACGUUUGAAGGGCGAUGACAGUAUACCCCGGGACUACGAGUUCGACGAGCCCAAACCCCGGCGUGGGCUAGCAGACCGUAUCUCACGAGAGACGGAAGGCAUCAACAUCCGGGGUGCAGGUUCGAACGGUGAUGGAGGCGGUAUAAACAUCCGGGGUGUCGCGAAUACCUCCUAGGUGAUGGAUGUAUCGUCAUGUGCGAGGAUAACAUCUCCGAAAACCGGAGGGUUAUGUUUGCAAGUAGAACAGAGAUGCUCGACAGUGUCUGGGCCUGAGAAUGGGACUGAAUGCCUCCAAGAUCAUAUGUGCGAGGAUUGGAAAACUGGACAGUGGGUGAGGUAUUACUCUACUAUUGCUUGCAUCAGCAGGAGGCAUAAAUGAGACUGCACACACC
Messenger RNA from Macroventuria anomochaeta, 1894 nucleotides. RefSeq lists its product as uncharacterized. Gene Ontology annotation, molecular function: mRNA binding; RNA 7-methylguanosine cap binding. The coding region runs from base 277 to 1677 and encodes 466 amino acids. The record is from RefSeq and is a predicted model, not a curated record. The transcript has 4 exons. NCBI's taxonomy places the organism in Eukaryota, Fungi, Ascomycota, Dothideomycetes, Pleosporales, Didymellaceae.